AUGGAUGUCAUUGACUUAGAAGACGAGACAAUUGAUGCUGAGGUACUUAACUCUAUGGCUGUCACAAACGAGGACUUUCAAGCUGCUCUGCAAGCUUCCAACCCAUCAGCCCCGCGUGAAACAGUUGUGGAGGUUCCGAAUGUUUCAUGGGACGAUAUUGGAGGAUUGGAAACUGUCAAAAGAGAGCUUCAAGAGACUGUGCAGUACCCAGUGGAGCACCUGGAAAAGUUUGAGAAGUUUGGAAUGUCACCUUCCAAAGGUGUUCUUUUCUAUGGUCCUACGGGUUGUGGUAAAACAUUGCUUGCAAAGGCGAUUGCUAAUGAAUGUCAAGCCAAUUUCAUCAGCGUCAAGGGACCAGAGUUGCUGACCAUGUGGUUUGGAGAAAGUGAGGCAAAUGUUAGGGAAAUUUUUGACAAGGCUCGUCAAUCAGCACCUUGUGUUCUAUUCUUCGACGAGCUUGACUCCAUCGCUACACAGCGUGGCAAUUCAUCUGGAGAUGCCGGAGGAGCUGCUGAUAGAGUGUUGAACCAAUUGUUGAUUGAGAUGGAUGGGAUGAACGCGAAGAAAACAGUUUUUGUCAUUGGAGCUACAAACAAGCCAGAUAUUAUUGACUCUGUGUUACUUAGACCUGGAAGGCUUGAUCAGUUGAUCUACAUCCCUCUUCCUGAUCAAGAUUCUCGCCUUCAAAUUUUCAAGUCUUGUUUGAGGAAAUCACCGGUUUCCAAGGAUGUUGACCUUGCUGCUCUCGCACACUAUACACAUGGUUUCAGUGGUGCAGACAUUACCGAAAUCUGCCAACGUGCUUGCAAAUAUGCAAUCAGGGAAAAUAUUGAGAAGGACACUGAGAAGGAGAAGAAGAGAACAGAGAACCCUGACUUUAUGGAUGAAAGUGAAGAGUCGUUAUCCGAGAUCAAGGCAGAACACUUCGAAGAGUCUAUGAAGUAUGCAUGCCGAAGUGUUAGUAAUACUGAUAUUCGAAAAUAUCAGUCUUUUGCUCAAAUCUUGCAGCAGUCUCUUGGAAUUGGUUCUGAAUUCCGCUUUGCUGCCAAUCAAAAUUCCAGUAGUACUACCUCUGCUGGUGCCGUGAACGAUGACGAUGAUUUAUAUUCUUAAACGUUAGAUUUUUUUUAUCAAUGACUAAUGCAAAGUUUUAGACAUGUAGAAGUAGAUUUAAUUUUUUUAUUUGUUGAUAAUGACAUUGAGCUUUAUUACCGUAAUUUUAUUGUACUUUUAUUAUUUGUUUUAUCUAUCUUAACUUUGAUUGAUUCAUAUACUACUUACAUUAAUAUGUAUUUUUAUUUUUGACUGAUACUCUUGUGAGUCUCAA
Molecule: messenger RNA, 1327 nt
Organism: Chenopodium quinoa (quinoa)
Lineage: Eukaryota; Viridiplantae; Streptophyta; Magnoliopsida; Caryophyllales; Amaranthaceae
Product: cell division cycle protein 48 homolog
Exons: 6
Coding region: 1-1113 (370 amino acids)
Biological process (GO): retrograde protein transport, ER to cytosol; mitotic spindle disassembly; autophagosome maturation
Cellular component (GO): cytosol; VCP-NPL4-UFD1 AAA ATPase complex; nucleus
Molecular function (GO): ATP binding; ATP hydrolysis activity; polyubiquitin modification-dependent protein binding
Source: RefSeq, a predicted model, not a curated record